UACCUGCAAAGUCCGGAUACAGAUCUCGUCAUUUACUCAUCAAAUAACGUCAGAAACAAGUGCCGUCUAAGAUGGGUGGAUGUAUCGACUGCUACCUAGACAUUGUGUCAUUCUACAGCUAUGUAGGAUAUGCGAACUUGAGGCAGAACAUGAGCAAACUUGCUGCUCAUGGGGUUCAAGUAAACUUCAUCCCUGUCUUUUUGGGCGGCAUUAUGCAGACAUCAGGAAACCGUCCUCCAUGGGUUCUCAAGGCCAAGGGGAAAUAUCUUGCUAGAGAUUCAUUCCGCGCUGCUGAGCGUCUUGGAGUUCCCUAUCAAGGCUCACCACCCGAUAUCUUUGCCAUCGCAAAGACCGUGUCACCUCUCCGCGCCCUACACUUUAUCAAGGACAACUACUCAGAGUCAACUUAUCUCGCUGCAAUCCGGUUCCUGUUCCACAAGAUCUGGCUGCCUCCUCAUGUCAAUCUUGCAGAGGAUGAGAAGCUUAUUGCAGCUCUCAAGGAAGCAACGGAUGAGCUAGAUGGAGGGUCUGGCAAGAAACUGUUCUCUGAUGAGGAUGUUGAGAAGAUCAUGAAUGGAAGAGAGAGCAUGAAGGAGAGGGUCAAAGAUCUUACUGGUGAAGCGGUUCAGAAGGGCGCUUUUGGAGCUCCUUGGUUGAUCGUGACCCGCGAUGAUGGCAAGUCUGAGGCGUUCUUUGGAAGUGACAGAUUUAACCAUAUUUACCGGUUUUUGGGGGUUCCUUUCAAGGAUGUUGAGAUUUUGCCUCCAUCAAAAUUGUGAGGAUAGUCUCACUCGAUACCUAGAUACCUUUACUUAACCUUGGGCCAUUAACAGAUGGAAUUCAUAAGCCUCGGACUGGAUUUGUACCAACAACGACGACAGAAUUUAAUAUAAAUGAAACGAAACACGAUCUAUUAAUUAAAAGCCUAA
Fusarium verticillioides 7600 is the source of this 929-nucleotide messenger RNA. RefSeq lists its product as hypothetical. Gene Ontology annotation, molecular function: glutathione peroxidase activity; glutathione transferase activity. The transcript has 5 exons. The record is from RefSeq and is a predicted model, not a curated record. Bases 72 to 779 code for a protein of 235 amino acids. Gene Ontology annotation, biological process: glutathione metabolic process. NCBI's taxonomy places the organism in Eukaryota, Fungi, Ascomycota, Sordariomycetes, Hypocreales, Nectriaceae. Gene Ontology annotation, cellular component: mitochondrion; peroxisome.